Messenger RNA from Anarrhichthys ocellatus (wolf-eel), 1173 nucleotides. Its product is annotated as beta-2-microglobulin-like. The transcript is spliced from 2 exons. Bases 140 to 508 code for a protein of 122 amino acids. Lineage: Eukaryota; Metazoa; Chordata; Actinopteri; Perciformes; Anarhichadidae. The record is from RefSeq and is a predicted model, not a curated record.
UUUUGGUGGGCGGGGUUAGUGGCAUAGUUUUGACACCUCUCACAAAGCAAUCCGGAAAAGAAGACGUUCUUACUUUCGAUUUGUCUCGCGGCGCAGUUUGGACAGAUAAUCUGUAGAGAGACGAAGUGAAGCUGAAACCAUGAAGACAUUUGUCUGUACACUUCUCGUCGGUCUGCUCUGCCUUCCUCCUUCACUAGCCAAGGCAUCUCCACCCAAGGUUCAGGUGUACAGCCGACUCCCGGGAGAGGUCGGGAAGGAGAACACCUUAAUCUGUCACGUGACCGGCUUCCACCCACCAGAGUUGAACAUCGAGCUGCUCAGGAACAGCCAGGCGAUGGCGGGAGCCCACCAGACGGACCUGGCCUUCGAGGACGACUGGCACUACCACCUCACCAAAAUCGUGCCCUUCACCCCACAGAAAGAAGAAGUGUUCGCCUGCAAAGUGACUCACAUGGGGAAAACCAAGAUCUAUACCUGGGGUACGUGUCCGUCUCUCUCCCACCAUUGAUAUCUGGAUUAGGUUUUCAGUGUCAGUAAUCAUUUAGAAUAAUACAAGACAACCAGACAUCUACACAUUACUACACUUUACCUUUACUGUAAUGACAAAAAACAAAUCUGACACAAAUCAUUAAAGAUGGAAAAGUACAAUUUUUAAGAUAACAUACAAUAUAUAGCCUAUAUAUGAGAUAUGUCUUUCAUAAUCAUAUAAGCAGAAAUGUGUUGAUAUAUCUUGAAUAUAAUAAAAUAGAUAAAUAUAUCUUUUCCUUGUUUGGUCUCACCCAGUAGUCCCAUGUCAUGAUUCCAGCAAUAUCUAUGUGAAUCACAUCUAAUAAUAAUCAUCAUUUACAGCCCAGGUCAUACAGUGAGCCUUACCCUAUCUUUAUUUAAACAAGAGAAGAAGAAACUUAACACAGUGUGUCCCAAUAACUCUUAAUUGACCCACCCAAACGGACCAGGUCUGCUUUAUUACUCUGCUUGUGUGUUUUUUGCACAACCAACGUGUUUAUGAUGUAAUUGUUUACAAUAGGACAAAGUUCUUCCUCCUCCUUUGUCUCUCCGAUGUGCACCAGAUUGAUCAUUUAGGAAUGUAUGUGAAUCAGGGUAGGAAAUUUACAUAUUUUUAGGGGGCAAUUUUUGCCCCCACUGACUGAAAUCCAGGGGCAUUUAAAAAUA